This is a messenger RNA of Effrenium voratum, 2403 nucleotides long. The record is from the annotation of a GenBank genome assembly. Lineage: Eukaryota; Dinophyceae; Suessiales; Symbiodiniaceae.
AUGACCGGCUUCGGGAACGUGGUGGCAGUCCUUGGCAAGAAGGGCGCCCUCAAGAAAGAGGUCGAGGCCAUGGCUUUCAAGCACCUGGACCUCGAGGUGACCACCGCGCGCCUGGAGUUCUUCCGCGACACCAUGAUCGAGGUGCUGGACGAAAGACUGGGCACCGAGAUGUUCUCGAUCAACGCUCGGGUGGGCAUGAUGUGCCUUAUCAAUUAUGCAGGCAGCGCCUUCAUCUAUGUCCGCCGCGAAUACGCAGGACGGAUCAAGAUCAUCCUCAACAGCUGGGCUGUGGUGCAGAAGAGCAAUGCCCCGGAAGCCCAGGAAGACGGAGUGGCUGCGGAAGGAGAGGGAGGGGAGGAGACAGGCGAGGAGGUGCAGGUCGAGGAGGCGAUCGUGGAGGAGAGCAACGUCAAAGAGGGAACAGGCACUGCUGGCCGGGAGUCUGGUGAGAAGGAGGGCGGAGGCAAGGAGAUGAAGGUGCCAACCACCUUCAAUGAGAUGCUUCUCUUCAACGCCUCCGUCAUGGGAUAUGGUGGCAGCAGCUGGAUGAAUAUCGUGCUGCAGCAGUUUGAUGACAUGGUGAAGAAUGUGGCCAACUUCAACAGGAUGCAAGAGGAGUCUGAUGUGAUGUCUUUGGUGCUGGCCAAGUACAAGGGCCGCAUCGAGCUGUCUGAGUUCAAGGCUGUGACUUUGGCCUCCUUGAGAUCGCUGCUGCCGCAACAAUGGGACUCCGAGCAUGAGGUGGCCUGGUGUUGGCUCUGGGAGAACAUCGAGACGUUGCUCAGCAACAUGCUGGGCAAGACCCGGUUGCAGGAAGAUGCCUUGGACAAAUUUUACUCGACGCGGAUCUCAGAGGAGAACGCCAUCGCGCUGCGCAAGGCGCUCUUCCCCUACUUCUUGGAACAGGUGACCACUGCGCAGUCCUUCCUCAAGCAGUCCGCCACUCGUAUCAACUUUGUGGCCGACAAGAUCAUUUGCUUGACCUUGGAGCUGUAUCGAAGGCCCAAGAAGACCGUGGAAGACCUGUCCUCCAUCGGCCUGCGACAUGUAGGCUAUGGGGUGCCGAGUGAGAUGAUGCCCCCCUUCGUGUCCUCCUCCGUGGGGCUGAUCCAGACCUACGUCGACGACCAGCAGACCAUCGAGGGCUUCCGCUGGGCCAUGGCGCUCAUGGCGAAGAUUUUGAUGCGAACCAUCACCGAAGGCUCGACGCUGGUCAUGAAGGCGAUCAACAGCAACCAGAAGUUUCAACUCAAGAAGGCCAUGGAAGUGAUUCCGCGAGGUCAUCGAGCCAAGGAGCUCCUGAACAUCACUGUGGGAACACAGUCCAUUUCGCCCUUCUAUUGGGCCAUUGACAGCGGAGCACUUGUUUGUGCCCAAUCCAUCCUGGAGGAUAUCCUUACCAUCCGGGCAGACCGCGAUGUGUAUUACUAUGGCUGCGAGGCCUUGUUCACUUGCCACCCGGAGUGUGUGCAACGACUCUGUGGGCGAGCGCCCACAUUGCUGCCGACACUUUUGGAUGGCCUGGUGUGGCGCUCCCGGCAAACGGUCGAAGGCAUGCGACGCACCAACUACUACGUAAAGCAUUUCAUCCAGGAUUUGCAGGGCGGUAUGAGCCAGAAUUUGGUGUGGUUUGUGGAGUACGGCGAUCCACAAAUCGUGUGCCACCCCACCGUGGUGGUCUUCUCCGACAUGCUUUGGACUCGACUGGCGAGUCGCAGAUUUAUCCUGUCCAAAAUCUACUACGUCCUGACCUUGGUGGUUUUCAUCACUGGUCAGGCAGCUCUCUUCCGGCACACCUCCGAGCAGUCCGAGGUGGAGAACAUCGUCAUGUUCUCCUGCCGUGUUUUCAACUACCUCGGCUCCAUGUGCAAACUCUUCUUGGGCCACUGCGGCAAGCUCUUUGCCGACAUUCGGGCGCAGCAGAUUAAAAGCGUUUGGGGAGUUCCAGUGCCAGCAUACCUUUUUGAUUUGCAAGAGCUCGCGAGUCUCCUGCUACUGCUGCUCUUGGAACUCAUGUGCAUGCAGGAGCCGUACCUCUGGUGCUUAAGCAAGGGGCAAGGCAUUGCCAUGACCUGCAAGCAAGGACAAGAGAGGAUGGACGCAUACAGCUUGUGUUCCUUCCUUGCGAUGAUGCUGUACUGGGGGCUGCUCUCAGAUUUGGCAAUCUUCUCCAUGCGCAUCUCUGCGUAUGUCCUGGUCUGCGGCCGCGUGGCGGCGGAGGUGGGCCUUUUCUUCACGGCGCUCUUCGCGCUGAUCUUGGCCUUCAGUACUUCCAUCAGUGCGCUGUACACUGAGCUGCCGACCCGAGAAGGCGCCGCAGUCUGGAUGGAGGAGACCUUGUGUCGAUGUCCUUGCAGAUGUAUUCUGCCGAAUCCUUCCAGUUCAUCGUGGCCAACUCGGUGA